Molecule: messenger RNA, 2791 nt
Organism: Betta splendens (Siamese fighting fish)
Lineage: Eukaryota; Metazoa; Chordata; Actinopteri; Anabantiformes; Osphronemidae
Gene: adgrl4
Product: adhesion G protein-coupled receptor L4
Exons: 16
Coding region: 185-2491 (768 amino acids)
Biological process (GO): adenylate cyclase-activating G protein-coupled receptor signaling pathway; cell surface receptor signaling pathway
Cellular component (GO): membrane
Molecular function (GO): calcium ion binding; G protein-coupled receptor activity
Source: RefSeq, a predicted model, not a curated record
GGAGGGAAAGCCUCCCGGUCCUGGUAGAAGUACCAGCAUACAGUAUGGUGUGGAGUGGGGCUACCGUGUGGGGAGCAGUGUGUGAAGGCGCCUAAUGAAGGGUGCGGGCUUGUUUUCUGCAGCAGAUUAAGCAUCAGGACAGGAAGGGCCAGGUUUAGGGAAACAGGAAACCUGAAGCAAGGAAAUGGGCCACGUCAGCAGCCUGCCCACUGCAGCCGAGCUAAAAGUCGAGUCCAGACCUGGCGCUGGUAUGGAGUCUUUGCUCAAGUCACCAAUGAAACUUGUACUUUUGACAGCAUGGCUCUCCAGUCUGAUGGACCCAUGCCGCCUCGCCAACAUUUGUGAUUCCUGUCACGAGCACGCGCGGUGCCGGCCCAUGAACGGAUCAAACGACGCCUGCUUCUGUAACGACGGAUACACUGGGGACGGAACCACGGCCUGCUACGAUGACGAUGAGUGUCAGAACGUCACCGACAUCUGUGGCGAAGGAGCAAUCUGCUACAACACUCCUGGCGCCUACUACUGCACAUGUAAAAGUGGGUACAACUCAACAGGAAAGGAACAGUUCCGAACCAACGACGGCACGAGAUGCACGGACGUGAACGAGUGCGGCUCGGCCCAACGCUGCGGCCUCAACGCGCGCUGCCACAACACCGCCGGCUCCUUCUACUGCACCUGCCAGCGCGAUUACGUCCCGAGCUCCGGCAGCAGGCGCUUCCACCCAGAGAGCGGUGCUGAAUGUAAAGAGGAUCCCCAAAAAUACUGCCACGAAAACACCGGAUGCCUCAAACAGACUGUCAACAAAACACUUGAAUAUAUGAGCAACCUCACGGAGCCUCAGGGUCUGUUGGCCGAAAUCGCCGAGCGGACGUCCGGCGACCUCAGCUCAGUGGAGGUCAUCGCGUACGUGGAGGCCGUGUGUCGGUCCGCGUCGACCCUGGCGGCGGCGGGAGAGGACGGCGCCGUCCAGCCGUCUGUCAUCAACGCAACGCUUUCAAAAUUAGUAACAGCGGUGAACAACUUGGUGGAGAAGGACGAGGCGGCGGCCUGGAGCAGAAUAGAAGAGCAGCGCCGGGAACAUACCAUUACCAAGCUGCUACACACUGUUGAGCAAAGUGCCCUGACAUUGGCUAACAACUACAAAACUCCAACUGAGCUUGAAAUCAAAGCUCCCGAAAUGGAAUUGAAAGUCUUCACCUUCGACGCUGGGCGCGUGAAGCCCAGCCUGUCUGUCAGCAUGGGCGGCGACCGCAUUAAUCUAACGGAGGCUCCGAGGCCGGAGCGGCACGGGAACGGGAGCGUGUCGGCGGUGUUCCUGCGCUACGGCGGCAUCAGCGACGUCCUGAAGCCCGGCCGCGACCCCGGCGUCACCGACUACUCGCGCUACGCGGGGACGGGCGACAUCGCCGUCGUCUCCCAGGUCGUGGCCGCGGCCGUGCAGCCGGCCGACGCCUUCCAGCUGGACCACGUCACCUUCACCCUGAGGCACAGCCAGCCCAUAGACACCGCAGCGGACGUGACAAAGUGCGCCUUCUGGAGGUACGACGCCGACAGCCUGCAGGGCCGCUGGGACACGCAGGGCUGCCGCCGCGUCCACGUCACCAGCGCCGCCACCACCUGCUCCUGCACUCAUCUCACGCACUUCGCCAUCCUCAUGUCCUCCGGGCGCGCCAACCUGGCGGCCCACUACACGGUGCUGACCCGCAUCACGCAGCUGGGCAUGAUCAUCUCCCUCAUCUGUCUGUCCAUGUGCAUCUUCACCUUCUGGUUCUUCAGCGAGAUCCAGAGCACCAGAACCACCAUCCACAAGAACCUGUGCUGCAGCCUCUUCAUGGCCGAGUUCAUCUUCCUGGUGGGGAUCAACAUGAACACGCAUAAGCUCUUCUGCUCCGUCAUAGCCGGGCUGCUGCACUACUUCUUCCUGGCGGCCUUCGCCUGGAUGUGCAUCGAGGGCAUCCACCUGUACCUCAUAGUGGUGGGCGUCAUCUACAACAAAGGCUUCCUGCACCGUAACUUCUACAUCUUCGGCUAUGGAAGCCCGGCGGUGGUGGUGACCAUCUCGGCCACGCUGGGCUCCAAGUACUACGGCACCGACAAAGCAUGCUGGUUGAGCACAGAGAACCACUUCAUAUGGAGCUUCAUCGGGCCGGCGUGCCUCAUCAUCCUGGUUAAUCUCUUGGCUUUCGGAGUAAUCAUCUACAAAGUGUAUCGGCACACUGCUGUGAAAAAGCCCGAAAUCAGCCACUAUGAAAACAUCAGGUCGUGUGCACGCGGAGCCCUGGCUCUGCUGUUCGUGCUGGGAGCCACCUGGACCUUUGGAGUGCUGCACAUCCUGCACGAGACCACCCUCACCGCCUAUUUGUUCACCCUCAGCAACGCCUUCCAGGGCAUGUUCAUCUUCAUCUUUCUCUGUGUGCUGUCCAGGAAGAUCCAGGAGGAGUACUACAGGCUUUUCAGGAACGUGCCGUGCUGUUUUGAAUGCCUGCGAUGAAUUACUGACAUCAAAGCCCUAUCAGCUGCACUUGUACAGUAACACUCAAUGCUACUAGUUGGCAACAUCAUCAAAUCUGAACAAUGAAGAUAAAAUCCUUCAUAAGUCAUUUUACUUUAUACGCAGCAGAUAUGUGUAAAACAAAACAUCCAUAUGUUACUCAGAAAGUCAUUAAUCUGAGAGUAAUACUGGAAACUUUGUUCCCUUUCAUUUUAAUUGAAUACCUUUUCAUUAUCAGAAUCAUACAACGGGCUUUUUUCUUGUGUUUGUAAAUUAUUAAAAUGAAUGUGGCAAAUCUGA